This is a messenger RNA of Closterium sp. NIES-65, 2340 nucleotides long. The record is from the annotation of a GenBank genome assembly. Lineage: Eukaryota; Viridiplantae; Streptophyta; Zygnematophyceae; Desmidiales; Closteriaceae.
AUGGCUGGAAAGAAUAAGAAAAAAGGCGGGGGAGCCGCCAAGGCUCCUGGAAGCGGGGUGGCCGCAGGCGGUGGCGGAAAAGACUCUGCGGGGAAGUCGGCAUCGGGGCGAUCGGUGGGGUCGGGGGAAGGGCCGGCCGUGGAGGAGCUAUUCACGAAGCUCGAAGGACACAUUCGGAAGAGCGAGUUUUCGCGCGUUGUGAAAACAGCUGACGAAAUCCUGGCGGCGAGUCCCGGCGAUGCGGACGCGCUGCGGUGCAAGGCGGUGGCGCUCAUUCAGAACGGCAGCGUCGCCGAGGCGCUCAAGCUGCUGGAGGCGCCCAACGCGCCGCCGGACAUGGCGUUCGAGAAGGCCUACUGCCUGUACCGUCUGAACCGUCUCUCCGAGUCCCUCACGCUCCUCCGCUCGGUUGAGCGAACAGCCGACACGCUCCAGCUGGAAGGCCAAGUCCUCUACCGCCUAGGGGACUCCGCGGCGUGCAUCAGCCGCUUCGAAGAGCUGAUCAAGCGGCACCGCCUGGACCAAUCCCAGCUGGAGGUGAAGACGAAUGUUCUCGCGGCGUAUGUGAUGGGCGGGCGGAGCGGCGAGGUGAAGGGGCUGAUGGAGAGCCAGCUGCGGGUGGCGCCGCGAGACGCGUUUGACGUGGCGUAUAACGCGGCUUGUGCGCUGAUUGAGAUGCGGGAUUACCGGGCCGCGGAGGAGAUGCUGCUGCUCGCGCGCAGGGUGGGGCAGGAAGUCCUGAUAGACGAGGAGCUGUCCACCCAAGAAAUAGAGGACGAGCUGGCGCCCAUCACCGUACAGCUGGCGUACACGCAGCAGAUGCUGGGGCGCCGCAUGGAGGCCCUCGAGAGCUACCUCGCCUUCCUCAAGCGCAAGCCGGCUGACGCGCCCUCCGCUGCUGUGGCGGUAACGAAUCUGCUCGCGCUGAGGAGCGCGAGGGAUGUGGUGGAUGGGCUGAAGAGGCUCGAUCGGGUGGUUGCUGUGACGGAGAAGGGCGGGAAGGAGGGGGAGAAAGGGAAGGGGGAGGGGGUUGAGGUGGUGUUUUUGGAGAAUCUGGAGACGAAGCUGUCUCGCAAGCAGAAGGCUGCUGUCAUGCUGAAUCGGUUCCUGCUGCUCGUUGCUGCUAACCGCCUCGAUGAGGCACGUGCGUCCCUACCAUGUGUGGAGCGCCUUUUACCCGAUACUGACGACCCUCUUCCCUUGCACGCAGCACUCCUCAUCAAAGAGGGUCGCACUGACGACCUCCCCUCCAUCCUCUCCUCCCUCGCCGCCUCCUCCACCUCGUCCGGUUCGGCGCCUGCCGAGCCUGGGACCGAGCCUGGCGUAGCGGCGGGAGGGGAAGCUGGUGGAGGGGCGGGCGCAGGGGUACAGGGGGGAGAAGGGGGUUUCAGUCGUAUGCAGUCGGCGCGGCUGCUGUCGGCGCAGGCAGCAGCAAUGGCAGGGCGGUGGGCACAGGCAGCAGAUGAGCUGGGGCAAGUGGAGGGGAUCCAGCACAGGCCGGCUGUUGUGGCAACGCUCAUGGACCUCAAGGAGAGGGCAGGGGACGUGGCAGGAGCCAAGGCGGUGGUGGAUGCGGCAGUGGAGUGGUGGCAGAACCACAUGGAUGUCGCCUCUGCCACUGACCUUGCCUCUAUCCGAGAGGCCCUGCUGAGAGCAGCAGCGGAGUUCAAGGCGCGGCAUGGGGCAGCGCAGCAAGCAGCGGAUGACUGGCAGGCGCUGAGGAAGCUAGCUGCCAGCCCCACGCUCAAGACACAGGCGCUCGCAGGACUGGUCUCCUGCACGUCCCAAGUGGACCCAGUAACGGCUGAGAAGCUAGCCAUGGAGCUCCCACCCAUGCCUGGCACAUCAGGCCUGGACGUCUCCUCUCUCCUGCAGCGCCCCGGCCCGUCCACCUUCUCCCACUCGGCUGCUGCCGCUGCUCGUGCAGCCAAGCGCCCUGCUCCUGACGACGAGUCUGCUGCUGCCUCUGCUGCUGCUGCAGCGAGUGAGAGGGCCCGAGCUAAGAAGAAGCGCAAGCGGAAGGUGAUUCUGCCGAAAGGGUUUGAUCCGGCGAAUCCCGGACCUCCCCCGGACCCGGAGCGGUGGUUGCCGAAGCGGGAACGGUCGAGCUUCCGGCCGAAGAAGAAGGAUAAGAGGAAGGUGGAUGUGCGGGGGGCGCAGGGGGCGGCGGUGGUGAAAGGGGAGAAGACAGAGGGUGGGGGUGUGGUGGGGGGGCUUACUGGUGAAGGUGAUGGUGGGAAGGGAGGAAAGGCAAGUGCGGCGGCGGCUGCUGCUGCGGCUGCUGGGAAGGGAGGGGAUGGAGGGAAGAAGAAGGGAGGGGGAAGGAAGGGGAGGCGGUGA